UCUCCAAGCAGCCAAGUCUCGGCUGGAGCAAGCUACUCAAUACGAGAAAGCAGUUUUUGACGCUGUCAAUUGUUUGAUUUCUGAGAAUAGAGAUGAUGAUGUUGCUGUUGAGUUGCAUUCUAAGCUCUUGAAAAGUUUCCCUAAAGAUCUGGCCUCUCUGAAAAGGGCCCAAGUGCUCUGCUUCUACAUGGCUCGACCUGAUCUGUCAUUGGAUCUUGUUCAACAGGUUCUACCCAAUAAUGAACAAGAAAAUUACAUAUAUGGCAUGCUUUCUUUUCCUUUAUUGGAACUUGGCCGAAUGACAGAAGCUGAGAAAGCUGCAAAAAAGGGAUAUGAGAUCAACAAGCAAGACUGCUGGGUGCACCAUAACUUGUGCCAUGUUCUUCAGUAUGAUUGUCGUUUUAAAGAAGCAGUAGAGUUUAUGAAAGAGUGCUCAUCUUUAUGGGAUCCUUGUUCGUCAUUUAUGGUCACACACAAUUGGUGGCAUGUAGCUCUUUGUUAUUUAGAAGGCCAUUCUCCAAUCCAAACAAUCCUAAAUGUAUAUGACCAUUGUAUCUGGAAGGAGUUGGAGAACCCUGAUGCUGCAUGUCCAGAGGUGUACUUGAAUGCCCUUGGGUUGUUGUUACGGGUGCAUGUCCGAGGUGAAAUAGAUGCCUUUGAGGACCGUUUGAAGACCCUAGCAAAUUGCGUGACAGAUCAAGUAAGUUACAGAACAUGA
This is a messenger RNA of Prunus avium (sweet cherry), 718 nucleotides long. The record is from RefSeq and is a predicted model, not a curated record. Lineage: Eukaryota; Viridiplantae; Streptophyta; Magnoliopsida; Rosales; Rosaceae.